Messenger RNA from Ochotona princeps (American pika), 2025 nucleotides. It is a transcript of the gene ABCG8, whose product is annotated as ATP binding cassette subfamily G member 8. Gene Ontology annotation, molecular function: ATP hydrolysis activity; ABC-type transporter activity; ATP binding. The coding region runs from base 1 to 2025 and encodes 674 amino acids. The record is from RefSeq and is a predicted model, not a curated record. NCBI's taxonomy places the organism in Eukaryota, Metazoa, Chordata, Mammalia, Lagomorpha, Ochotonidae. Gene Ontology annotation, biological process: cholesterol homeostasis. Gene Ontology annotation, cellular component: plasma membrane. The transcript is spliced from 13 exons.
AUGGCGGGAAAGGCCUUACCAGAGCAAGGGCUGCAGAAAGGCACCGCCCCCCAGGACGACGCGGGCCUCCAGGACAGUUUGUUCUCCUCUGAAAAUGACAACAGCCUAUACUUCACCUACAGAGGCCAGUCCAACACCCUGGAGGUCAGAGAUCUCAGCUACCAGGUGGACCUGGCCGCCCAGGUGCCUUGGUUUGAGCAACUGGCUCAGUUCAAGAUUCCCUGGUUGUCGCGCAACAGCCAAGACUCUCGCCAUCUGGGCAUUGAGAACCUGAACUUCAAAGUGAAAAGUGGGCAGAUGCUGGCCAUCAUAGGGAGCUCAGGCUGCGGGCGGGCCACGUUGCUGGACGUGAUAACCGGCCGUGACCAUGGAGGCAAGAUCAAGUCUGGGCAAAUCUGGAUCAACGGGCAGCCGAGCACACCGCAGCUGGUGAGGAAAUGCGUGGCGCACGUGCGCCAGCAUGACCAGCUGCUCCCCAACCUGACCGUCCGAGAGACUCUGACCUUCGUCGCCCAGAUGCGCCUACCAAGGACCUUCUCCCAGGCCCAGCGGGACAAACAGGUGGAGGAUGUGAUUGCGGAGCUGCGGCUAAGACAGUGCGCCGACACGCCGGUGGGCAACAUUUACGUGCGAGGGGUGUCAGGGGGCGAGCGCAGGAGGGUCAGCAUUGGGGUGCAGCUCCUGUGGAACCCAGGGAUCCUCAUUCUGGACGAGCCCACCUCCGGCCUUGACAGCUUCACUGCCCACAACCUGGUGAAGACCUUGUCCCGGCUGGCCAAGGGCAACCGGCUGGUGCUCAUCUCCCUCCACCAGCCCCGCUCGGACAUCUUCAGGCUGUUUGACCUGGUUCUCUUGAUGACGUCCGGAACCACCAUCUACCUGGGGUCGGCCCAGCACAUGGUCCAGUAUUUCACGGCCAUCGGCUACCCGUGUCCCCGAUACAGCAACCCUGCUGACUUCUAUGUGGACCUGACCAGCAUUGACAGGCGCAGCCAUGAGCAAGAGAUGGCCAGCAGGGAGAGGGCUCAGUCCCUCGCAGCCAUGUUCCGGGAAAAAGUGCGUGACUGCGAUGAUUUCGUGUGGAAAGCAGAGGGCAGGGAGUUGGAUGUUGCCGGCACCCAUGUGGAAAGUCUGACCCUCGCAGGGGACACUGACGCCUUCCAGACCCCUAGCAAGUUGCCCGGCGCUGUACAGCAGUUUACCACAUUGAUCCGUCGUCAGAUUUCCAAUGACUUCCGAGACCUGCCCUCCCUCCUCAUCCUCGUGACAGAGGCCUGCCUCUUGUCCCUGGUCAUCGGGUUCCUCUACUACAACCAUGGAAAUAUCCACCUCUCCCUGGCAGACAGCACUGCACUCUUGUUCAUGAUUGGAGCCCUCAUCCCCUUCAACGUCAUCCUGGACGUCACCUCCAAAUGCCACUCAGAGAGAGCGAUGCUCUACCAUGAACUGGAGGAUGGGCUCUACACAGUGACUCCCUAUUUCUUGGCCAAGAUCCUGGGGGAGCUGCCUGAACACUGCAUCUAUGUCGUCAUCUACGGAGUACCCAUCUACUGGCUGGCCAACCUGCGCCCAGGCCUCCUGCCCUUCCUGCUGCACUUUCUGGUCGUGUGGCUGGUUGUCUUCUCCUGCCGGGUCAUGGCCCUGGCCUCUGCUGCUCUGCUGCCCACCUUCCACAUGUCAUCCUUCUUCUGCAAUGCCUUCUACAACUCCUUCUACCUCACUGGUGGUUUCAUGAUCAGCCUGGACAACCUGUGGGCAGUGCCCUCGUUGAUUUCUGAGAUCUCCUUCCUCCGCUGGUGUUUCGAGGGGCUAAUGCAGAUCCAGUUUAAUGGACAUCAGUAUACCACGCAGAUUGGCAACCUGACCCUUUCCAUCCCUGGAGAUGUAAUCGUCAAUGCCAUGGGCCUGAACUCACAGCCACUCUAUGCCAUCUACCUUAUUCUCAUCGGCAUCAGCGGCGGCUUCCUGCUCCUCUACUAUGUGUCCUUACGGUUCAUCAAGCAGAAGUCCAGGCAGGACUGGUGA